Molecule: messenger RNA, 4564 nt
Organism: Anas platyrhynchos (mallard)
Lineage: Eukaryota; Metazoa; Chordata; Aves; Anseriformes; Anatidae
Gene: TERT
Product: telomerase reverse transcriptase
Biological process (GO): telomere maintenance via telomerase
Cellular component (GO): telomerase catalytic core complex
Molecular function (GO): telomerase activity; telomerase RNA binding; telomeric repeat DNA binding
Source: RefSeq, a predicted model, not a curated record
GCGUUCUUAAUUUAUUUAUUUAUUUUAUUAUAUAUUUUUUUUUUCACGCUACGCCUUCUUUAAAAAGCUGGCGUCCGACCAUAGCCCUCCAUCCGGGGGAGCGCGAAGGGGGGCGGCGAUGGAGGAGGGCAGGCGGGAGGGCGAAGGGAGGGGAGCGGCGGCCGCCCCAGGUGCUGCUGCUGCUGCUGCUGGUGAUGGCGGUGCUGGUGGCACUGGUAGCACUGGUGGUACUGGUGGCGGGCGUCCCCACCGCAACAUGGCUGGCGCGGAGCCCUUCGGCGCCGUGCUGGGCGCCCUGCGGGGCUGCUACGCGCAGGUGGCCCCGCUGGAGACCUUCGUCCGGGGGCUGGGGGAGAGCGGCGCCGAGGAAGCCGAGGUGGUGCGGGACAGCGACGCCGCUUCCUACCGCACCUUCGUGUCCCAGUGCGUGGUGUGUGUCCCCCACGGCGCCCGCGACAUCCCCCGGCCCUUCAGCUUGGAGCAGUUAUCUAGUCAGAGCGAAGUCAUCUCAAGAGUCAUGCAGAGGCUGUGUGGGAAAAAGAAGAAGAACAUCCUCACGUAUGGAUACUCCUUGCUGGAUGAAAACAGUUCUCACUUCCAAAUCAUGCCGCUCUCAAACGUGUACAGCUACCUGCCCAACACCGCAACAGAAACCAUGCGUAUCAGUGGCCUCUGGGAAACGCUGCUGAGCAGGAUAGGGGAUGACGUGAUGAUGUAUUUAUUGGAACACUGUGCGAUCUUUAUGCUGGUUCCCCCUAGUAACUGUUACCAAGUCUGUGGGCAACCAAUUUAUGAACUUAUUUCGCAAAAUGUAGAAUCAGCCCCAGAGUUUGUUAAACAACGGCUUUCAAAGCACAAACGUAGUAGCUUGCUUAAGUAUAUGCAGAAAAGGCUAACGUUUCACAGACAGUAUCUUUCAAAGUCACGUCAGUCGAAACGCAGGCAAAGACUUGAAGCUAAUGUCUCCAGCGUGAGAAAUAAAACCAGCAAUAAUAUACAAAGCCUAGGGUCCGCUGCUCUGGAAAAACAGAGUAGCUCCAAUGCAGGUUUGUCAGCUACAGCACCGUCCUUAAAAAGGAAGCUUGCUAGGGAGCAACUGGAAGUCACGGCUAAGAGAGCAAGAUUAGAAGAGAAAGAGAGGGAGGAACAGGCUUGUAAUACUGCUCCUAAUGUAAACCAGAGCAUUCCCAAGAGGUAUGGAACCGGCUGUGUAGCAUCACGUUCUGUAAGUCUGACUAAAGAAAAAAACAUUUCUCAAAGAAGUAACAGUGAUAUGUCUCGUCCUUCUUUAGUUCACAAUUCUCAUCGCGGGAAGAAGUCUGUGGCAGACAAAAGCUCUUUCCUGCAAGGAGCUGAGAGUAACAGACAUUUAAAGCCCAGCAUUGAAAUGCAAGCAGGAUCCAGCAGGAAGGGAGUGGAGACACGCAGGCCUAUACCUCGGUUGGAUUGGGUACCAAUCGAACCGGCGGAAAGUAGUUCUUCAGGACACAAAAAGCAGGAAGGUCCCCUAGCUCAUCUGGCAGAGGAGGUACCAAAUAGGGUUUUGCCAUCUACAAUAUACAUUGACAGGAAGUUUCUGUAUUCUCGCAGAUACUGGGGGGAGCGUUUCCCGAAAUCCUUCCUAUUGAAUCGCCUGAAGGGUAGCCAGGCAGGUGUAAAGCGGCUAAUAGAAACGAUAUUCUUAAGCCAAAAUCCGUUUGGGCAAAAGUGCAACCAAGGUCUGCCACAGAAAAAACGGAGAAAGAAGAAGCUUCCCAAACGCUUCUGGAGAAUGAGAAGUAUAUUUCAACAACUCUUAAAGAAUCAUGGAAAGUUCCCUUACGUAGCUUUCUUGAGACAAAAUUGCCCUCUUCGGAUAUCCGACACCAUUUUGGGAAAAGCCAAGCUGCUCAGUCGGGCACCUUUGCCUGGGCAAGCAGAGGCUCGCAAGCAAGCAGAACAGCUUGGGAAGGAGCCUGCUGAGCGUGUGGCAAGCAGCAGAUGUGAAUCUGGUCACACCAACGUGCCCAGCAGCGUACGCGCUCCUCUCGCAGCAUCUGCGUGUGGGGAGCCGGGGGGUGAGGAGCAGAUCCCUGCAGAGGCGUCUGAUUCAGUCCUCAGGGAGCUUCUCAAGGAGCACUGCAGCCACUUCCAGGUGUACCUCUUUGUGAGGGAGUGCGUGGAGAGGGUGAUCCCCACCGAGCUCUGGGGUUCAAACCAUAACAAGCGCCGGUUCUUCAAGAACGUGAAAGCGUUCAUUUCCAUGGGGAAGUACGCUAAGCUUUCCUUGCAGGUGUUGAUGUGGAAGAUGAGAGUAAAUGACUGCAUGUGGCUUCGUCUGGCCAAAGGUAAUCACUUUGUUCCUGCCUCUGAACACCUUUACCGUGAAGAAAUUUUGGCUAAAUUCCUAUACUGGCUGAUGGAUACGUAUGUUGUUCAGUUGCUCAGAUCAUUUUUCUAUGUCACCGAGACCAUGUUCCAGAAAAACAUGCUCUUCUACUACCGAAAGUGUAUUUGGGGCAAGUUACAGGACAUUGGAAUUAGAAAGCAUUUUUCCAAAGUGAAGCUACGUCCUUUAACUGCAGAGGAGAUGGAAGCGAUCCAUCAAAAAAAAUACCUUCCUAUGGCGUCAAAGCUCCGUUUCAUUCCCAAAGUCACUGGACUAAGACCCAUCGUCAGAAUGAGCGGUGUUGUUGAAGCACAAACGUUGAGCAAGGAAAGCAGAGCAAAGAAGAUGAAUCACUACAACAUGCAACUUAAAAAUUUAUUUAGUGUGUUAAAUUAUGAACGAACUAUAAACACCAGUUACAUCGGCUCUUCAGUGUUUGGGAGAGAUGAUAUCUACAAGUCGUGGAAGACGUUUGUUAAAAAGGUUCUCAAAUCAGAUGGUGAAAUUCCUCAUUUCUACUAUGUAAAGGCUGAUGUGUCCAGGGCUUUUGAUAGCAUUCCUCACAAUAAACUUGUGGAAGUGAUUUCACAGGUCUUAAAACCCGAGAAAAAAACUGUCUACUGCAUACGGCGCUAUGCAGUGGUUAUGAUCACUGGAAGUGGAAAAACCAGGAAGUUAUAUAAGAGACAUGUUUCUACUUUCAAGGAUUUUAUGCCAGACAUGAAGCAGUUUGUGUCCCGGCUUCAUGAGAGUACCUCAUUGCGAGAUGCAAUAAUAGUUGAACAGAGCCUAACUUUCAAUGAGACAAGUGCCAGUCUAUUUAAUUUUUUUCUUCAAAUGCUAAAUAAUAACAUCCUGGAAAUUGAGCGCAGUUACUACUUACAGUGCUCUGGAAUUCCACAGGGCUCCCUUUUGUCAACCUUGCUUUGCAGCUUGUGCUAUGGAGACAUGGAAAACAAAUUAUUCAGUGGGGUACAGAAGGAUGGAGUCCUGAUCCGUCUCAUUGAUGACUUUUUGCUGGUUACACCACAUUUAACGCAUGCAAGAACUUUUCUAAGGACUCUAGCAAUGGGCAUUCCUGAGUAUGGCUUUUUGAUAAACCCCAAAAAGACAGUGGUGAAUUUUUCUGCUGACGAUAUCCCAGAAUGUUCUGAAUUUAAACAGCUGCCAAACUGUCGUUUGAUCCCAUGGUGUGGCUUAUUAUUGGAUACACAGACACUUGAGGUUUACUGCGAUUACUCCAGCUAUUCCUGUACUUCUAUCAGAUCAAGUCUUUCCUUCAAUUCAAACAGAACAGCUGGGAAAAACAUGAAACACAAAUUGCUUGCAGUCCUUAAACUGAAAUGCCAUGGCUUGUUUCUCGAUUUACAGAUCAAUAGCCUUAAAACAGUUUUCAUUAACGUCUACAAGAUAUUUUUACUUCAGGCUUACAGGUUCCAUGCCUGUGUUAUUCAACUUCCAUUCAACCAGAAAGUUAGGAACAAUCCUGAUUUCUUCCUCAGAGUCAUCGCUGAGAAUGCAUCGUGCUGCUAUUCUAUGCUAAAAGCUAAAAAUCCAGGGUUUACUUUAGGUAACAGAGGUGCAUCUGGCAUGUUUCCUUCUGAGGCAGCAGAGUGGCUCUGCUAUCAUGCCUUCACUGUCAAACUGUCAAACCACAAAGUUGUUUACAAAUGCUUGCUGAAGCCCCUGAAGUUCUGUAUGAUGCAGCUAUUCCGGAAGAUCCCAAAGGAUACUAAGGCACUACUGAAGACAGUGACAGAACCAUCUAUUUGUAAAGAUUUCAAAUCUAUCCUGGACUGAUAAAGGUUUAUUUCAUAAUCCUUCCAGGUUUAAAAAUAAAUGCUGUGUUUUUAGAUGACUUUUCUGUAGUUUAUUUUGGUAGAGUGGACUGAAAGCAAGUUUACUGGGAAACUGUGUUUUUCUCAGAUACCAGACAACAGCUUUAAAAGAGUAGAUUAUUUUGCUAAUUUCUUUUGUGUUUGGGUUUUCCUGUAAGCUCAUAGGCUGGUUGAAGUACAGCCUGUGAAUGCGUCUUGGUUUCCUUCAGUAAUUUCCAUCUUUUUGAUGAAGAUAUCUUUAAGUUGUCUGUAAAAACAGAUUGACUUUGUUUAUUGAGUAUUGUUCCUGAAGAACUGUUUUUUGCUGCUGUGUUGCAGACUAUUUUAUAAUAAACUGUCUGGGUAGUUGCAAAAUUCA